AUGGGCAACAUGGCGACGGAGAUCGUGGCCUUCCUCCUCACCGUGUCCGGGUGGAUCCUGGUGUCGUCCACCCUGCCCACGGACUACUGGAAGGUGUCCUCUGUGGACGGGACGGUCAUCACCACGGCGACCUUCUGGUCCAACCUGUGGAAGACGUGCGUGACCGACUCCACGGGGGUCUCCAACUGCAAGGACUUCCCCUCGAUGCUGGCUCUGGACGCGUACAUCCAGGUGUGUCGGGGCCUGAUGAUCGCCGCCGUGUGCCUGGGCUUCUUCGGCGCCAUCCUGGCCCUGGUGGGGAUGAAGUGCACCAAGAUCGGCGGCUCGGAGACCGCCAAAGCUCGUCUGACCGUGCUGUCGGGCUUCCACUUCAUCCUCAGCGGCCUCUGCUGCAUGACCGCCUGCUCCAUAUACGCUCACAGGAUCACCACGGACUUCUUCGACCCCCUCUUCGUGGCGCAGAAGUUCGAGCUGGGAGCGGCUCUCUUCAUCGGCUGGGCCGGAUCGGUCCUCUGCAUCCUGGGCGGACUCGUCUUCUGCCUCUCGCUGUCCGAAAGCUUCGGCGGCAGGCAUUCCAGGGCGGGAUACUCCUACAGCGGCGCCGCGUCGUUCGUGACCGCGCACAACAAACCGAGCAAGAACGCCAACGGCCUGCGGAAGGAACCCGGAGAGCCGCCGAGACAGUUUGGACGAAACGCUUACGUGUGA
Messenger RNA from Salarias fasciatus (jewelled blenny), 708 nucleotides. RefSeq names its product claudin-10-like. Gene Ontology annotation, cellular component: membrane; bicellular tight junction. NCBI's taxonomy places the organism in Eukaryota, Metazoa, Chordata, Actinopteri, Blenniiformes, Blenniidae. The transcript has 5 exons. The record is from RefSeq and is a predicted model, not a curated record. Gene Ontology annotation, molecular function: structural molecule activity. Bases 1 to 708 code for a protein of 235 amino acids.